Molecule: messenger RNA, 2960 nt
Organism: Zonotrichia leucophrys gambelii
Lineage: Eukaryota; Metazoa; Chordata; Aves; Passeriformes; Passerellidae
Gene: ARIH2
Product: ariadne RBR E3 ubiquitin protein ligase 2
Exons: 15
Coding region: 173-1645 (490 amino acids)
Biological process (GO): positive regulation of proteasomal ubiquitin-dependent protein catabolic process; ubiquitin-dependent protein catabolic process; protein polyubiquitination
Cellular component (GO): ubiquitin ligase complex; cytoplasm
Molecular function (GO): ubiquitin conjugating enzyme binding; ubiquitin protein ligase activity; zinc ion binding
Source: RefSeq, a predicted model, not a curated record
GGAGGUGACGCACCGGGCCCGGCGGUUCCGGCGCGCAGAGGGAGCCCGGGGCGCCGCUCUCGCCGCCCGCCCGGAGACAGAGCUCAGAUGAAAUCAAAAGAACGAUAAAGUUUGGAGGAAAAACAAGAAGCUGCACUUGCUUUCCUGGUCUGCAGUUGGGCAGGGCAUUAAGAUGUCCGUGGACAUGAACAGCCAGGGCUCUGACAGCAAUGAAGAGGAUUAUGACCCUAAUUGCGAGGAGGAGGAAGAGGAUGAGGAUCCUGGGGAUAUUGAGGAUUAUUAUGAUGGGGUAGCUAACGACGUGGAGCAGCAGGGAGCAGAUGCCUUUGAUCCAGAGGAAUAUCAGUUCACCUGCUUGACUUACAAGGAGUCGGAGAGCACUCUCAAUGAACACAUGGCCAGCUUGGCUGCCACGUUAAAGGUAUCACAUGCUGUUGCAAAGCUAGUAUUAGUUAGUUUCCACUGGCAAAUCUCAGAGAUUUUGGAAAGGCACAAGUCUAAUCCUGCCCAGUUGCUAGUAGAAGCUCGAGUUCAGCCCACCUCAUCCAAACAUGCAAUGGUACAUUCCUCCCACCACUGCGCCGUGUGCAUGCAGUUUGUCCGCAAGGAGAACCUGCUGUCCCUGGCCUGUCAGCACCAGUUCUGCCGCAGCUGCUGGGAGCAGCACUGCACAGUGCUCGUCAAGGACGGUGUUGGAGUCGGGGUGUCCUGCAUGGCUCAGGACUGUCUACUCCGGACACCAGAAGACUUUGUGUUUCCAUUGCUGCCUAGUGAAGAGCUGAAAGACAAAUACAGGCGCUACCUCUUCAGGGACUAUGUGGAGAGCCAUUACCAGCUGCAGCUGUGCCCUGGUGCAGAUUGCCCCAUGGUCAUACAGGUACAAGAGCCAAAGGCCCGGCGGGUGCAGUGCAAUCGUUGCAAUGAGGUCUUCUGCUUUAAGUGUCGGCAGAUGUACCACGCACCCACAGACUGCGCUACCAUUCGGAAAUGGCUCACCAAGUGUGCAGAUGACUCUGAAACAGCCAACUACAUCAGUGCUCACACUAAAGAUUGUCCCAAGUGCAAUAUCUGUAUUGAGAAGAACGGAGGCUGCAAUCACAUGCAAUGUUCCAAAUGCAAGCAUGACUUCUGCUGGAUGUGUCUGGGAGACUGGAAGACUCACGGCAGCGAGUACUACGAAUGCAGUCGGUACAAAGAGAAUCCUGAUAUUGUAAACCAGAGUCAGCAAGCACAGGCCAGGGAGGCCCUUAAGAAGUACUUGUUCUAUUUUGAGAGGUGGGAGAAUCACAAUAAAAGCCUACAGCUGGAGGCACAGACAUACCAACGAAUCCAGGAGAAAAUCCAAGAAAGAGUUAUGAACAACUUGGGAACAUGGAUAGAUUGGCAAUAUCUACAGAAUGCUGCAAAACUACUUGCAAAGUGUCGUUACACCCUGCAGUACACAUAUCCCUAUGCCUACUACAUGGAGUCUGGUCCCAGAAAGAAGCUGUUUGAAUACCAGCAGGCCCAGCUGGAAGCUGAAAUUGAAAAUCUCUCAUGGAAGGUGGAGCGAGCAGACAGCUAUGACAGAGGGGACUUAGAGAAUCAGAUGCACAUAGCAGAGCAGAGACGGAGGACCCUGCUGAAAGACUUCCAUGACACAUAAGAGAGGAGGAAGUGACAGUGCAGGGGUGAGAGCAGCAGUGAAGUGAUGGUAGCUUCACUGGGAUAAGCAGGCACUGCCUCUGGGAGAACACGGCCAAGGACAAAGCCACCCCUCCCCUUGCAAGUCAGACACAUGCAAACACCACCUUUUAGUCCAGUUUGUUCUCUUAUCUUUCUGUUUCUGUUUCUGCCAGGCUAGAGGCCAGAGCUCAGAUUGGCAUAUUUCCUGGGCCAUUUCCCUCCUGCCCUUGAUGGUUUCAGAAGGGGAGGGAGUUUUUUUCUGAAUGGCUGUUAAUAGUGUUAGAUCAUUACAGUUUAUGUAAUUUUCAACGGUUGUACAAUUAUACAGACAAACCUUAGAAUAACACAAAACCCUUUUUAAAAAUAAAUUGGCAGUGGAGUGUUUUUCCUUAAUCUGCUUGUAAAUUUAAUGGGCUUUUUCCCCCUCUCCUUCUCCCUUCCUCUGACCCAAAAAUCCUCCUAGUCAUUGAAGGAGGUUAAAAAAAUAUCUCAGCUAGAUUUUCCAAUGCUCCUUUAACCAGGGCGUUGCAGCAUUGGCAUUGCAUGAGGAGAGUGGCUGGUGUUAAGGGUGGCUGCUGCUGUGCCUGGCCUGACAGUACCAGCAGUGGCUGUGAUUCAGUAUGAUCACAUGUGACAUCUCUUUUUUCUUGUAAGUCAGCUGUGCAAAAUCCAGCUACACAGACAAAAGCAAACAGAGGAAUUGUAGGGGACACACCGGGUUAACACUGGGGGAUAUGCUUGAGUUUGAGAGAAAUUGAGAGAAAUCAGAUUCUGCAUUUGAUGAAUUUAGGUCUUCCAUGUAGAUUUUUGCUUUACUUGUUUUUGUGGGGAGGAUGUUGUAUUGCCAAAGUGAGUGAUGAGGGAGUAGUAGCAUACAGUUGUUAAUCAAGGCUUGGGGCUUUUGCAGAGUGAAAGAAUCCAUGUUAUAACAGUGCCAUGCAGCCUGAUAAAGAUUAUUUGUGCCUGCUGGGUAGCAUGGCUGAGAAAAAUUGAUCUCAUUCAUCAAAGUGAGACUGAACACCACUACAUUAUGAGGAGGAAAGAUUAUGUACAACACACUCCCUGGCACGUGUUGGCAAUGUGGAUGGGCACUUGAAUACAGGUGCCCUGCUUGUGCAGAGCCUGCACCAAGCCAGGCAGAAAAUUAACUAGCAAAAUUAAUUUAUUUGUAUAUUAGUAUUGAUGCUGGUGGGAAUUUAUCAGAAAAUUGAUUGUUAGGAGCAUGUGGAGCUUUUUUAUUAACAUUCUCUUUUCUAAUGUAAAAUAUACACUAAAAUAAAAAUAUGAAAAACCUA